CUUGUAUGGCGGAAAACAUGAAUGUUUGGAAAUGUGUUGACAGUUCGUAAGCAUAAAUUGAAUAUGACACGCCUCGCCAAAGUAAAGCAGAAACACGCGUGAGCUGAAACCUGCCAGCAUGGAAGGAGGUGUGUUCUGUGACAGUGUUGAUGUGCUGCUGACACAGCUCUGCAAACAUCACCUCCAGGACACUCAGAAGCGAGCCUACAUUGUUCAGCCUCGAACAUCACGGGAUGAACAGUGUAAACGACUCAAAAGAAAGGCCUACAAUACAUUAUUUGAAUUUCUCAAAGGACGAGGAAGAUAUUCUUGCUUAUCCCCAUCUGACCCCGUGAAGAAAGAAAUAGAUGGCAUUUUGGUCUAUGCCUACCACUUACGAUGCAAUCGAUUUUUUGAUGAGGCCAAUCGUCUGGAAGCUCUCCUGGAUACUUUGUUAUCAAAAGAUGGUGAUAAGAGUGAUGUGAUGUCAGUGUUGCUGUUACUGGUGUUACUAUCAGAGAGGAGGAAUCCGACUAGUAAAGAAAUCAUUGGCCAUGCAUCACAAAAGCUGCCUCUGGUGCCAUCUAAAAGGACCCAGCAUGUGGUGUUACCUGAAGGACCGCCUGUGUAUGGGGAUAGCCAGGUGUUCUGUCCAGACUCCUUCUACAUGCAUUACCCUCGGGAGCUGUUUGAGGCAACGUAUCAGCAAACUGACAUCAGGACAAAGAUGGAUGUCAAACGUCCAAACCUUUUUGAGCUGACCCCUGGAACAGAGCUGUCAGGAAAUGGAUGGUUCAAUUACAGGCCUCUCCUGAAUGAUGCCCACGAAAAGGAGGCAAGAAUGACCAUGUUUGGAGGUCUUGUUCAAGGAAGAAUUACCUCCCUUGAUGCAAAACUUGACCUCCCAGAACUGCCAGAUGAAUCUGAUAUGAAAUGUCCUGAAAUCAGAAUUCCAAAGGUCAUGUCUAUCAGUCAGCUGUCACAAGACACAACUGACACCUUCAUGUCGACAUCGAUGACGACUUUCAAUGACUCGGCCAUUGAGGAGAACAUCUGGGAUCUAGCUCUGAAGUGCAAGCGUGGCAGAUACUACACAUGGGAGAGGAGAGGAAUUGAAGGGUCCAUUGAGCGACCCUACUUCUCUGAGGCAGGUCCGCUAGCUGUGGACAAGUGGUACACACAGAUGCUGCUGCAGCUGAAGGUCAUGGCUCCUGAAGCAGUGCUGCCACCUAGUAGAGGAAUCAGCCAAUCACAGCUUAUCAAAGAUGUCAUCUACCUUCUGAUUGGUGUAGAGUCACAUACCUUCAAAUUGGAUGAGGAGACUCAGAGUUUCAAGACAGCUGAAGGAGUGUAUGUCACAGGGAUAACUCCCGAUGCCCUUAGCAGCUGUCUGAGGGAUUUUAUUGCUUGUGGCUCCAACUACUACCGCCUCAACCUGUGCUCCAAGGCUCCUGUGGUCGACUCCUUCUAUGAGAAGGGGAUGGUGUUCCAGGCCUACACUGGGGCCGUGCGUAAAGUCCUUCAACACUACCGAGCCGUCAUACUCUCUGUCCCGCACAGAACUACACUCCUGCAGCUCAAGUUUGCAUGUGAAAGAACAUUCCAGCAAAUUAGAUUCCUGUCACAGCUGUGUUGGUGUGGACGAGACAGCAGCAACUUCCCCACAGGUAUCCAGCUGCUGACAUACCUGUACCAGGAGACCCUGGAGGCAGUGAACACAGACAACUACCCCAUGAUGCUAUCCAUCCUACAGACAGCAUGUGGACCCUACACAGUGUUCGUACAGGAGUGGGUGUUCCAUGGCUCCUACAGAGAUGUGUAUGAAGAGUUCACCAUCCAGGUCAACCACCAUUAUCUGGAGUACCGAGAUAAGCACUACUGGACCAAUGGCUAUACCCUAGCUGCAGAACAGAUAGAGGACAGUGCUCCUCUCUUUCUUCGUGACAUGGCCAAUGAUAUCUUCAUCUGCGGGAAGACCAUCAACCUUCUCAAAAUCUGCUGUCCAGAGCACUUUGUGUGUCAGGUUGAUGACAAUGACAUCCCACACAUGACAGUGACGUUUUCCGAGCGGCAGCUGUCAACGCUUGACACACGUUGUCAGAUAUAUGUCAGCAAGAUGCAGCAGAUUGCCAGGAACCUCACCAUAUCCAGGGAGCAGAUGAUGGAGCAGGCAGAGCAGGCGAAGCGGGACUUGAUGGAGAAGGCUCACACAGUAGCUGCACAGGAGAUUGCUAGACUACAAGCUAAAAUCGACGAGAGGAAGAAGGCUGCUGACAUUAAGAAGAGGCAGGAGUUCCAGCGGCUGAAGAGUCAGAUGGUCACAGACCUGCAGAGGCGUGCAGGGGAGAAGGAGCAGAGCGCGGAGGAGGACAAGGAGCACAUGGCCCGACUGACCCGGUCGGAGGCUGCUAUGGAGGCUCAGGAGUUGAAGCUGGAACAGGAGGCCAGGGAGGAGCUAAUCAAGUACUACGCCGACCUCAGUGAGGAGGCAGCCCAGAGAGAACAGAAGGCCCUGUGGAAGGUGCGGCGCGCACGACUAGAGCUGGCCAGGAUGGACUUCCUCUCAGCCGACCAGGAGAAGUGGAGAAGAGAGAUGGAGGAAGCUACUGAAGCCAAGGCUGUCCUGGAACGUGACCAAGACUCCAGCUUGCCUGUGUGGGCAGAGAAUGUCAGUGACAGCCCAGAUGGGAAACCUGUGAUAGCAGACAACACAGAGCCUGAUGUUGCAGCUCUACCAAGCUGGGCAGAGCGCGGACUGACUGCACCCCCAGCUGCUGUGUAUGGUCUCGAUACAUCGGCUAAACAGAAACUGCCUGGGUGGGCUAAGAAAGGGCUUGAGACAUACAGUGUUGAGGAAGAGCCUAUUGUAGUGGAGGGGGGUGAUGGAGACGGACUCCAUGAUGGGGUGUUUGUGUCCCCAAGGAAGAAAACUGGGCUCCGAAUGAAUGAAUCCUUUAAUGCUUCCAAGGAGUCGGAAGAAAGCCCAGAGAAGAAGACCGUUCGUGUGUUUGAAGAGAUGCAUUGUACAACGGAAUCAGAUGUAGCAGAUGCUGCCAAGCCGCAGGUAAAGCUGAUGCAGGACCGACAUGCAACAACUGAGACUGUUCCAGAUGAAGAAUACAAACCCAAUGUGAAGGUAUCCGAGGAAAUGCAUGCUACGAAGGAAACCGAGAGUUCAGAACAGAAGCCACACAUCAAGGUCGUCCCUGAUGUCCAUGCAAACAUGGAGUCUACGUCAAGCCAGGAGUUAUCUGCACCCAAGCUGAAGAGACAAAACGAACAGCAUGCAAAUGUUGAAACAUCCUCAAAAGAAUGGAAAGUGAAAAAGCAGAGUUUCUUUGGGCAUGUUUCGAAACUUUCUGGUUUGGAAUAUGAUAUCACAGCUCCCAAGUUGAAAAAACAUGCUGAGAUCUAUGCCAAUUUGCAGUCUGACACAAAAGACUUUUCCAUCCGUCCGAGCAUAAAGAUUAACAAAGCCAUGAUGGUGAAUAUGGAGAGUGAGCCGGCAGAAGUUACACCAAUGAUCCGAGUGGACAAACACCGGCACAUCCUCAAGGAGUCUGAGUUUGUGGAUCUGGAUGAACAGAGGUUGAAGAAGUUUAGGAUCAGAAACAUCCACGGCCAUUCGUCUGACUCAACAGUGCAGAAAUUGUUGUAUGGAGAAAAGUAUGGCAGUCCUAGCAGUGAACGAGGGGGGAAGGCGUUGGAACAUGCAACAGACACCAGCACAGACAUCAUGGCUGCUGCAGCGUCUGACUCCAUGUGGAUGGAUAACGAGAUAGAGCAGUACCAGGACAACUUCGACUGCCUCAAUGAGCCUCCAGUCACUGACCUGAUGGCUUCGACCCCCAUGGCAUAUGGUAGCUGGGGGGACUAUGGCAUCAGCUUAGAGGGAGAGGUCGAGGCUUUCCGAUACAUGCCUCUGCCAGCCUUACUACACAGGACAAUCACGGCCUCACUCAAAGCCCAAAUCAGCCUUGUGAACAAGUGCAUCAUCGACUACUUCUUCUCUGAACUGAAGAUACAAAGUCAUUUUGAGGCCCUCAGAAGCUUCCUGUUCAUGGGAGAUGGAGACUUCGCUCAGAUUCUGAGUGAUGUCCUACUAGACAAGCUUGCCCAGAACCCACUGCCUCAGGAGAUGCUCAACCCUUUCUUCCUGAAUGGAGCCCUGACGAAAUCACUGCAGUUGUCCAUGCACUCGGCAGACAAGUUUGCUGACAAUCUCAGCUUCGCUGUCAAGUACACUCCUGCAGUCUUCCAACCUAAUGCUCACGACACACUGGACUGUUUGGAGCUGAGAUACAAGGUUGACUGGCCACUGAACAUUGUGCUGACAGACAGCUGCAUGACCAAGUAUGGCCGCAUCUUCUCGUUCAUGCUGCAGCUGAAACGGCUGGUGUGGGCACUCAAGGACAUCUUACACAGGCUCAAGAGAGAUUCAAUUAUCAACAAGGCAGGGAACUCUCCACAGUUUAGACGUCUUCAGUUGCACAGGUGGGAGAUGAUGCACUUUGUGAAGGUCAUACAGGAGUACAUCGCUAACCAGAUUCUACUGCUGACCUGGUCAGAGUUCAUGGACGCUGUCCAGACUGAUGUCCAUGAUCUGGAUGACCUGCACCACAUACAUGCCCGGUACCUUGAGAAUGCCAUCUUCAGAUCUCUACAGAACAAGAAAGCUGCUUUUGUGAUGAAAAUCAUUCAGGACACUUUCUGUCUCAUCCUGAAGUUCCGCUCUCAGCUUGUCAGCGCCCCCUGGAUAAGAGAUGACAACACAGGGGAGAUGACUCACCCUAACUUCAACAACAUGGUGGCAUCUUAUGAUGCAUUUAAAGCAUAUACUCUCUUCCUUUUCAAAGUUGUGAAGAAACUGGCUCUCCGGGGCUACCAGCCUCAUCUCCAGGAGCUGCUGCUGAGAUUUAACUUCAACAACCACUACGACAAGAGCUAGACCAUCUCCAUCACUGUGGUGUACUGUAAGAGUCUUGGCACCGUUGCCAUGACAGCAUUUCCAGAGCCUUCCAGAUCAAAUGCUAUGUUUUGUGUUUGUCAUGCAGUAUAGUGCUUGGUUAAUGAUGAAGUAGUGUCUAUGACAGCUUUUUCAGUUAGUGUCAUAUGCUAUACAAAACUGGUCACAAGUGACAUAUCCCACUUUAUGUCAUAAGUAACAAUUCAUUGUGGAAUCUAUGAUAAAGUGACAUGAUCUAUCAUGACCUGAAUUACUAUUAACUCUGCCUAGAUUUUCGAGGCUCUCUUAGAGCUAAGAUAGUCGUAAGUUAAUGUUAAUGUAUGGUACUUACGACCAUCAUAACACUAAGAGAGCUUCGAAAAUCUAGGCCCUGGUCCAUAAAUAGUUCUUAAAUAUCACACCAUGAUCAAGGUUUAAAAGUUGAAGCAACACAUGUACAACAUAACCACUAGUGCUGGGAUGGAUGGUUUUCUCAUUUACACCUCAGUAAGUUCUUGUAACAUUAUUCAAGUUAGUUUCAAAGUUUGAUGGUGAUAUACAGUAUAUUAUAAAGGGACUAACCAUUUGGUAUUCCAAUAGAAGGGGUCCAGAGCUGUUUUUGAAACAUAACUGGAAAAAAUCAGUUGUGAAAAAGAAUACAAAAGAUUGUUUUGGGGACAUGUGAAAUGGCAAAGAGAUUGUCCUGUUCUUCUUUCAUGAUAAACAAAGGAUAUUUAAUGGUUGGUCCCUGUGGUAAACUGGUAUAGCACUGACAGGAGCAUUUACAAGUAUAAUAUUAGCAUAGACAUUUUACUAGGAAACCCUGUGGAUAUUUUCAGUUUUGGUGUUAUAGAUUGGUUUAUCAGGUCUUUCAGUAUUCUAAAUAUGUCCUAAAGUCUCUUCACUGGUUGCCCAUCCAAGCCAGAAUUGAAUUCAAGACCCUGACCAUUGUGUUCCAAUGUCAACAUGACCUAGCACCUCAGUUCCUCUCUGACCACAACAGCUGAGAUCACACCAACAGUUCCUCCUAACAACACCCCCUGUCCAUCUCAAGAACUAUGGUCACAGAUCAUUCAGCUUUGCUUCUCUUCACUGUGGAACAGUCUUCCCAUAACCAUAAAAACAGCAACCUCUCUUGACUUAUUCAAAUCUUCAUUGAAGACCCAUCUCUUCAGGAAAUAUUACAAGAGACUUGUACAACUGCUGCAGUUUUUAGCUGUACACACUUGGCGCCAUGAGCAUACACUAGUGUGUGGAUACGGCACCAUACAAAUGGACAUUAUUAUUAUUAAAUGCCCCCAAAAUAUUUAUGAAGUUAUUUGAAGUGGAUAAAAUGAACCAAAGGAAUAAUGAUUUGAUAUCAAGAAACAAGUGAAUCAUUGCCAGAAACUAAUUAAUCAGUGAUAUGUGAUUCUAACUCUUAGUGUACAAAUACCUCAUGUGUCCAUGCAUUUAUAUAAAUAAUUUAAUGCUUGCCUUUGUUUGUGUGCAUAAUCCGUCCUUUCAGCUGCAAGUAAUCUCACAUUUCUACAUGCAUGUAUAAUUUGUACAAAUAUUGAGAUUUUGUAAAUCUAAAAAUAAAUGACACUGAUAUAUAAAA
Molecule: messenger RNA, 6524 nt
Organism: Haliotis rubra (blacklip abalone)
Lineage: Eukaryota; Metazoa; Mollusca; Gastropoda; Lepetellida; Haliotidae
Product: gamma-tubulin complex component 6-like
Biological process (GO): microtubule nucleation; spindle assembly; cytoplasmic microtubule organization
Cellular component (GO): centrosome; gamma-tubulin complex; equatorial microtubule organizing center
Molecular function (GO): gamma-tubulin binding; microtubule minus-end binding
Source: RefSeq, a predicted model, not a curated record